AUUUCGUUUUCAUAAAGUACCACUAGAGUAGAGACUGACGGACUGGCAGGUACAGGAAACACAUAUCCUCCCAGCCUUUUGGCCUCCGCCGUAAUCACCGGAGCUAACCAUUGUGUGUGUGUGUGUGUGUAAGAGAGGGAGAAAGAGUCUUGAGCUACCACGUCAUAUCAAUAUGGUCACUACCAAUUGAUCACACAGGCAGGUUUGGCCGGCCCACCUGAGGAGGCUUCUCCAACAGGGUCAAAAUUCAAAUCCAAAACAAAUCCGAGAAAAUGAGCUUUCAAGAUCUCCAGAAUGGCGCCAAACCCUCGCCGUCGUCUCGGAAUCAACCGUCGCAAGCGGUGGCCGCCGGGAUUUUCCAGAUCAACACCGCCGUCUCCGGUUUCCGUAGGCUCGUCGAUUCGAUCGGUACCGCCAAGGACACUCCCGAUCACCGCCUCAAGCUGCGCAACACGAGGCAACGGAUAUUGCAGUUGGUGAAGGAAACUUCUGCUAAGCUCAAAUCGCUUACCGAUUCUGAUCGUGGGGCCAAUGCCGAUCCAAGCAAGAGAAUAGAAGAUGCUAAGCUUGCAAGAGAUUUUCAAACGACCUUGCAAGAAUUUCAGAAAGUUCAACAGCUUUCCUCUGAGCGCGAGUCUACUUACUCACCAGUUGGCCCACCACCUUCCACGACCACAAUCAGCACAAGCUCUGAUGAAAAUUCAGCACCUAGCAUAGAUCUGGAGAACCAGCCAUUUCUUAUGGGACAGAAAAGGCAGGAGAUUUUACUGCUAGGAAAUGAAAUUGCUUUCAAUGAGGCCAUAAUGGAGGAAAGGGAGCAGGGAAUUAGAGACAUACAAGAGGAAAUUGGUCAAACAAAUGAAAUAUUUAAAGACUUAGCUGUUCUAGUUUAUGAGCAGGGGGUUGUCAUUGAUGACAUUCAAUCAAACAUUGAGGCUUCAUCUGGUGCAUCAACCCAGGCUAGAGUACAGCUAUCUAAAGCUUCCAAAAGUUCCAAAUCUAAAUGCACAUGGGUGUGUAAUUUUAUACUUGCACUCUUAAGCUUUAUAUAUUACAUAGAGUCCAUGCCCAAUUGCCCACCUGUGGGGCAAGUUUGUUUGCAUUUUGCAAGAUGUUAUGCUGCAAGCCUUGAAUUGUUGCUCAUUAACUAAAACAUAUCAUUAAGUGCAUAUCCAUGAUUAGUUUCAUUUGGUUUUGUCCCGGGGGACAGCCCAAAGUGAAAGAAAUAUCAUGCUCCCUUUUUAUGAAUAUAGCAUUGUACAAAGGCCAAAGAUAUUGCAUCUGAAGAAAAGAAUGAUUAAGUUGUGUACAUGGGGGAAAUGUGUAAAAAAAUAGAUGAAUAAGGCCAAAGAACGUUGAUUGAAGAGAGAAAUUAUAUGGGGAUUGAUUAUGAACUAAGAGCGAAUAACCAAAUACAGGAACCAAAUUGUUUUUUUCGUCAAGCUAUAAUUCUUGUGCUGCUAUCAUUCUUUAAGAAUGGAUGUUGCAUUAUGCCUCCUCCUUGUGAUAAGUUUUUACGUUUUAACGAGUCUCAGAACUGCCUUUAGAUAUUCUUGAGUACCAAUUCUGAAGGGUGAACAUGAACGUAUCCAUGUAGGAAUGCAGGGCCAUAUUUAAAUUCACCCUUUCAAAAUCCAUCAACCAUUAUAACCCGAAUCUGUUUUUUAGUUACAAGAACAUGUUCUCAAAGUCAUGAAUUUCUUCAGUAUUCUCAUCAAUAAUUAGAUAGAAUGAUGGUGUUGUGCUUCCUCAAUGUCAUGGAAAUUGUUUGUUUGAUGUUUCAGAAUACAUUCAUUUCGGUUCGCUUCUUGUACUAUAUCAUGUUUGUGUUAAACUCUUUUAUUUCAUAGUGAUUUUGGUGUACCUUUCUAAUGCAGUGUUGGUGGGUGCCGGUAAUUCUCGUAGUGGUGGUGGUGAUUGUACUUGUUGUCCUCAUCAUAUAGUGCGCAAGUACAAGUCUGCAAGUGUAAUGUGAAUUUUUUUUUUUUUUGUGCCUGUUCUUUUUUAUUGGUUUUGGUGUGAGUCGUGUGACGAAUCUUCGUGCUCUCUGGAAAGAAAAGAAAUUUACAACAGAAGGGCCGAUGCGAAGGAUUUUGCUUUAUUCAAGAAACGUGUUUCUGUGUUGUUUUCUUCUUCGGGGCUGACCCUUUGUCUGGCUUUCCUUCAAGCGUGGACAAAUACCGUACCCGAUGUACUAUGUUUUUCCUUCUUCUCGAGUUUGGUUAUCGGGCUUUUGUGUUGUUUGGGUUUGGUUGUCAUAAUCAGCGUGGUCCGCAGCCAGCUCUCUUGUGGACUGAUUUGGGCAUGUUGUGAAGACAAUGUAUCGAAAUACUUUCGUUGUAAAUUUAUCAACUUUUGUAGCAGAGGUUUAAACCAAAACGAAAUACUAGUAGUGUAAUAUUCUUGUGUACUA
This is a messenger RNA of Rhododendron vialii, 2413 nucleotides long. RefSeq names its product syntaxin-22-like. Gene Ontology annotation, biological process: vesicle-mediated transport; vesicle fusion; intracellular protein transport. The transcript is spliced from 6 exons. Gene Ontology annotation, cellular component: SNARE complex; membrane; endomembrane system. The coding region runs from base 273 to 1151 and encodes 292 amino acids. NCBI's taxonomy places the organism in Eukaryota, Viridiplantae, Streptophyta, Magnoliopsida, Ericales, Ericaceae. The record is from RefSeq and is a predicted model, not a curated record. Gene Ontology annotation, molecular function: SNAP receptor activity; SNARE binding.